UCAUUUACAAUUUUUAGACAGCGAUCUAUGAUCAAAGAUGGCGGGCACCUCCGACCCACUGGAAGAUAUGCUAUUUUCCGAGGUGGAUGAAAAAGCUGUGAGCGAUUUAGUGGGCUCUUUGGAGUCACAACUUGUUGGACAAAGCAACCCUGCAAAUACUCAGUCGGAAAACAGAGGUGCUGGGACUACAGUCACUGCAAACCAUCACUUAGGGAAAACGCUACCAGCCCAAGUGGGUAACGUUACUACACUAGUACAGCAGCAACAACAAGAAGGACAACAUAAAGCUGGGAUGCACCAGGAGAUGAACUCUAACGAAAUUAGCUCAGAGAAAACUGUUACAUCUUCUUCGCUGAGUUCUAUUCCGUCCUUUGAGGAAGCUUCCACCACUUCAGGGACUGGAGUAAACGCUACCAAGAGCGGUUUGCAAUCACAUGGAACAUCAUCUAUCACAACACUACCUGCAUCUGGUGGUGUAACAACUUCUCCGCUUGUCAACAGCAGUAGUAUCAUCAUCAUCAGCAGCACCACCACCCGAGGUUCCGCUCUGGCUUCAGGUCAGACCUCAACAGACAGUGCCGAUCAUCCAAGAAAACGCAUAACUGCAUCGUUACGGAGUGCAUCGGCGGGAAUACAGAGUUUGAACGGUACCGGAGGAGCGGUAACGUCAAGGAAUAACCCCCCUGCCGCGGGAACUGAUGCUUUGAUUAAUAACAUUAGCACUGUGUCUAGCAGUGCAAGUGCAGCAAACUCAAGUCGGACCGUUGACGUUACAUCUUGUGUAAAUACGACGAAUUUCACUUUAUCUAGCUCCAGCAUUUCCUCAACUCAAUCAGCGAUUCCCCUGGAUAAGGGGACUCCUACUAUUGCUUUGCAAAGACUACCAAGUCACAUUGUAGCGAGCAUCGCGCAGAAUGGAAAUGGCACUACCGUCUCGGCCUUGGUUAAACAAGGCGCGAUAGGACCGAUCACUUCUGCAGCAGCUUCGCAAGUGAACCACAAAAAAGAGGGUUCUGAAGCGAAGUCGGACGCUCCCGUGCAGUCCAAAAUAGCCAUGUCCAGUCCGUUAGGUGUUGUCAAUUCCGUAAUAAACUCUGUUUCCUCUCCCUCUGCUGUUUUCAACCUAGCAGCGACUUCUACUGCAAGUCUUGUCAUGGCAAAGCCUGCUGUCAAUGUUGUUGGACAAACAACAACGGUUGGAGUGGUAAGGUCUCCGUCUGUGGCCACAGCUACACAGCCCCUUCUUCAACCAGGAGUCCAAGCAGCUCAAAGAAUUGUUGCCCCCCAGCUGAUUGUCAGACCCCCCCAACAACCACAGACGACCAUUCAACUGCCACCUGGGUUUACCAUCCCACCGGGAAUGGUGUUGGUGCGCACUGAGAUGGGUCAGCUGGUGAUGGUCCCACAGCAGGCCCUUGCCCAGGCACAUGCCCAAGCUCAGACCCAGGCCCAGAACAACAUCUCCCCCCGAACUGCCACCCCCACUGCAGGGGCCACCUUCAGAGCAACUACCCUACAGUCUGUGACCUCUCAGGCUAUUCGGCCAUGUCCUCCUCCUGUCCAGGCCAAGAUGGUGCUGUCUCCCACUCCUAGCCCUGUCCUCCAGAUCUCCUCCUCCCCUGCGCCACCUUCUAAGGGCCCCAUGGCGCCGGUCGUGGCAGUGACGGCUCCCCAACAGGCCCCCGUGGUGAUGGCCCCUCAGGCCCAGGUCCAGGCUGGGGCCCAGGCCGCCUCGCAGCCAGCCCUGCCCCAGCAGACCAGCGCCCCUGUAGCCCCAGGAGCCUCUGUCAUCUCCCAGGAGAUGCAGGAGAAUGUGAAGAAGUGUAAGAACUUCUUGGCCACCCUGAUAAAGCUGGCUUCCCACAACUCUCCAUCACCUGAGACCUCCAAAAAUGUCAAGUCACUGGUCCAGGAUUUACUGGAUGCUAAGAUUGAGCCUGAGGAGUUCACCAACAGACUGCAGUCAGAGCUCAAGUCGUCUCCUCAGCCCUACCUGGUCCCCUUCCUCAAGAAAAGCCUCCCGGCCCUGCGGCUGUCUCUGCUCAACAUUCAGCAUUCCCUGAUCCAGCCUCUGCCGCAGGCCAAAGCCACCCCCACCACAGGCACCAGCUCUGCCAUCAUGGCCGUCCCAGCUGUCCGCGGCCGCCUCCCCAACAGCGUCAGCACCACGGGGGCCAGUGUCGGGGCCCAGGGACACACAGCUGCCCUGGGUAUCAAGCAAGCGGGAACCUCUGGUUGCCAGGUCAGGAUGCCCAUGUUGAUCACACCAUUAAGAACACAAGGCACUGUCAGCAAGGGAGCCACAUUCCAAGCAGGCAAAAGUCCUGUGGGUUUUGCUGUUAAGGGCUCUGGAAAUCAGAAAAACAAGCAGAACGAUCCCGGAGGCGGUUCUUUCAGGGAUGAUGAUGACAUUAACGAUGUGGCGUCCAUGGCGGGGGUGAACCUGAAUGAAGAGAGCGCUCGUAUCCUGGCAACCAACUCUGAGCUGGUGGGGACACACAUCCGCUCCUGUAAAGAUGAGGCCUUCCUUCACCCGGGCCUGUUACACAGACGCAUCCUGGAGACAGCUAAGAAGUUUGGCGUGUCAGAUGUUCCUAUGGAGGCUGUGAACUUCAUCUCCCACGCUACCCAGUCCCGACUCCGCACUGUGCUGGAGAAGGUCUCCUCCAUCGCACAGCACAGGAUGGACGGUGGUAAAGAUGAGGAGUGGUUUGAGCAGUCGGCAGACGUGCGGUCGCAGCUAAAGUUCUUUGAGCAGCUGGAGAGAAUAGAGAAGCAGAGGAAGGAUGAACAGGAGAGAGAGAUCCUACUCAAAGCAGCUAAAAGUCGCUCCAGGCAAGAGGACCCAGAGCAGGCUCGGCUGAAACAAAAAGCUAAGGAGAUGCAGCAACAGGAAAUGGCCCUGGUGAGGCAACGAGACGCGAACCUGACCGCGCUAGCUGCCAUCGGACCUCGGAAGAAACGCAAGGUGACCUCGCCAGGGGCCACGCCGUCAGGGACCGAGGUAUCAGGCAGCUCAGUGGGGUCGCCGGGCGCCUCCUCCUCCCCCUCCACGUCGUCACAGCGGCAACGUCAACGCAUCACCCGCGUCAACCUCAGGGACUUCAUCUUCUACAUGGAGCAGGAGAGAGAGACAGCCCACUCACUUCUGCUCUACCGGGCUCUGCUCAAGUAGCACCCUCCUCUCUCUCCCAGCACACUCCUCUCUCUCCCUUACCAUCUCCUACUACCCCUGCAAUGUGCCUUCAAUCGGGUCAGAUGUUUCAGCUCAGUGUCUGUUGUGAUGUUGAUAUUAACGUAGCUUUUGAUUUAAAGGCGAGAGAAAAAACUCACUAAAAUAUAUUGUAUGUGUCUAUCUGUUUUAGCUUCAUGAUAAAUACACUGAGUACCAAACAUUAAGAACACCUUCCUAAUAUUUCCCCUUUGCCCCCAGAACAACUCAGUUUGUCCGGGUCUUGACUCUACAAGGUGUCGAAAGUAUUCCACAGGGAUGUUGGCCCAUGUUGACUCCAAUGCUUCCCACAGUUGUCAAGUUGGCUGGAUGUCCUUUUGGUGGUGGACCAUUCUUGAUACACAUGGGAAACUGUUGAGUGUGAAAAACCCAGCAGCGUUGCAGUUCUUGACAUAAACCGGUGCGCCUGGGACCUACUACCAUACCCUGUUCAAAGGCACUUAAAUCUUUUGUUUUGACCAUUCACCCUCUGAAUGGCACACAUACACAAUCCAUGUCUCAAAAAUCCUUCUUUAACCUGUCUCCUCCCCUUCAUCUAAACUGAUUGAAGUGGAUUUAACAAGUGACAUCAAUAAGGAAUCAUAGCUUUCACCUGCAGUCUCCUGGUCAGUCUAUGUCAUGGAAAGAGUAGGUGUUCUUAAUGUUUUGUAUACUCAGUGUAUAUGUAUUUAGAGUGUUGACUUUAAGGCCAUGGUGAUGCAAACUCCUUGGGUAUUAUUGGGACUGGGUUUUUAAGGAGAAAUGGGUUUUUGUGUCUAAGGACCUGAGCCAGUACUUUUUCCAUGUCAGAUGUAAAUUUGACGUCCCAGGCGAAAUACUGAAUGAACCAUCUCAAAGUGAUUUUCUUUUAAAAAAUCAUAUUCUGAACUUACUACAGCCUACAGUAUUCUCUAGAAUGUAUUUGUUGAACAAAGUUCAGUGAAUAUGGUCACACAAAACUAACAAGUCAUAGAGUGGUCUGAUUCUUUAUACCAGAAACUUACCAGAGCAGCUUUUUGGAAAGUGUAUCUUCAGACAAUGGAUUACAGCAUAACAUAAAUCGAGCUCUUUAAAUGUAAAUAGUCAUUUUGAAUACUUUUAAACAGCAUGUAUGAUAUUUUUACCACAUGUAAUGUUAAUUACUCAGUACUGAGAUAUUCUGCAAAAUCAUGUGCAUUGAAAUGUGUUAUGAUGUUAUUUUAUUUGGAUCCCCAUUAUCUGACGCCAUGAUGACAGCUAGUCUACCUGGGGUCCGACACAAAACGAAAAAGACAUUACAGACAAAAAUACUUUGUAAUUUACAUACAGUACACUUAAAAAACAUGAACAAAUGGAAAAUACCUGAAAGGUAACAUUUAACUGUCAUUAGGAAAAAUUGUAUUCUUGUAUUCUUUCACUUUCUAAACUUUGUUUUAAUGCAAUGCAGAUCGUCUCAUCCAAUCCAACAUGUCAAUAAUUAGAGUUACUACAGUCCACCAAUAUGGUGGAUUCUGGCCAGUCACCCUCAUUGAGCAAUGCACAGUAGUCUCUCUGUACCCAAACGUAUGGAGAGACUUGAGAGAUUAUUUUUUCCUAGAUGUCCCUGUAGAAUUUAGAUGUUGCCCAUCUGUCUCAUUGUUUGUGCCCAUUUCCACAAUACUUUAGGUUGUCUGAAGAACCUAUUCUGUGAAGCCAGGCCCAUACCCUCAGCAGACGCCCAGAGUGCAGUAAGGUCGUUCGACAAGCAGCUCCCAUCUUAGGGUUUCCUCUGUUUCACUUCAAGACUAUUAACAAAACAUAUCAGACGUGUGAGCAGCUGGACAGUUGUUGAAGUACAGUUUUGAGAAUUCUUCCUUUAAGCCUAAUAUUGACAUUGCAAUGUUUUUAGAGUUGUAUGUUUUUAUGUUCUCUCUAGAACGAGAGAUGGCAGGUGACUGCCUCUCUGUCAGUAGCUAUAGAUCCUUGUCAUUAGGGUCCAACUCUGCAAAGGCCUCAGUGUUGUCACCUGUUUCUGACCAUCCUCUUAUUAACAUGGCCUUUCUCUUAUUGGUUGGUUGUGAAUAGCCUCUAUGCAGCUUGUCUUGUGUCGCUUUGUCAUUUAUUUGUUGAAUGGGCAACAUUUGAAAUGAAUGUUCAUUGAAGUUCUUUCUAACAGCACUAUUAUAUACAGUUUUUUAUUACUUAUACAAUGAGAAAAAAACAGAACGCUGUGUUACCAAUGUAUAGAAAGAAAUAGUUCCUGUUUCUUAAGCAUCAAACAGUAUUGUCAGUUGGUGUUGAAAGGGAAAUGUAUUUUUGAACUAUUUAUAUAUUUUUCUUUUGAGUUCUUUUUUCAUAGGCAUUUAAUUUGCCACAUUUUAGGCAAUGCCAUUUUAUCUCAAAAUUAUUUAUCGUUGAAAAAAUUGAAGUUUAAAAGAAGCACAAAAAAUACCUAUUUGUUCAGUGGUUAAUAUUUGAAUAAUUAUUUGUAUGAUUUCUGAUAAAUAAAAAAGCAGAAGAACAUUUCUACUACUUCAGCUUUUUAGCCAAAAUAUAAGGAUUACUGAUGUACCCAGUUGGAAGAUGUUUUAAUGUAUGGAUCAUUUGUAAAUAUUGUUUACAGGACCAUGUGUUUAUUAGGACUAUGUUAUUUUUGGUAAACUCUGUACAUAUCUUGAAAAUGUCCUGUUUGUGUGAAAAACAUACUUCUGUAUUUGUACCUAUUUUGUAAAAUAAUAAAUAAACUGUUUACUAAAUUAAGUAGACACAGA
Messenger RNA from Oncorhynchus keta (chum salmon), 5940 nucleotides. RefSeq names its product transcription initiation factor TFIID subunit 4. Lineage: Eukaryota; Metazoa; Chordata; Actinopteri; Salmoniformes; Salmonidae. The transcript has 15 exons. Gene Ontology annotation, cellular component: transcription factor TFIID complex. Gene Ontology annotation, molecular function: protein heterodimerization activity; DNA binding; RNA polymerase II general transcription initiation factor activity. The record is from RefSeq and is a predicted model, not a curated record. Bases 38 to 3175 code for a protein of 1045 amino acids. Gene Ontology annotation, biological process: DNA-templated transcription; transcription initiation at RNA polymerase II promoter.